Messenger RNA from Oncorhynchus tshawytscha (Chinook salmon), 2098 nucleotides. Its product is annotated as tumor protein p63-regulated gene 1-like protein. Gene Ontology annotation, cellular component: cytoplasm. Lineage: Eukaryota; Metazoa; Chordata; Actinopteri; Salmoniformes; Salmonidae. The transcript has 6 exons. Bases 413 to 1621 code for a protein of 402 amino acids. The record is from RefSeq and is a predicted model, not a curated record.
CAUUUGAAUAUAGAACUUUACAUUGAAUUGGUACCAGAUAUACGGCAGCUGACUGCAGGCGGCAGCCUUCUCAAGCCGUUCAGCCAUUUAGACUACAAGAAAGCGGCGUUAUUUUUUAACUUAAUCUUUUUGCUCGUUUAAGGCUAAAUAGCUCUGACACAGGGAGAAGUGUCGCCUUCCUUCGCUUCUGGCCCAGUGUACAGAUUGUCCAGCAUCGAAACUACCGUGAACAACAAGUGUGUUGUGUUUCCGUGUACGUCUCCGUGGCUGCCCAUUGAACUAAAACACGGAACAAGGAAACACCUGAUGCCCUGCAGUUGCGCAUCUUUCACUGACUCUCAUACCACUCGUUUUCCUCUGACAACAAUACGUCCCAGAGUCCACAAAUACCAACUGAUCUCAUCAUAGGACAAUGUCUGAGGGUAAAACAGUCACUUCCAAGGCUGUGGAGCUGGAGCCCCUAGAACUAGGACCAGAGACCCAGUCCUCCUCUCAUCUGGACCUGACCCAGACCUCCCCUCGGCCCCAAAGUCAACCUGACCCCCAGAGCAACCAGCCGCCCCAGAGUCAACCUGACCCCCAGAGCAACCAGCCGCCCCAGAGUCAACCUGACCCCCAGAGCAACCAGCCGCCCCAGAGCAACCAGACGCACCAGAGCCCCCAGGCCCAGAGCACCCAGGCCCAGAGUCCCCAGGUCCCGGAGAGUGGUCAUCCCGAGGUAGAGACAGAGGAGAGUGGGUGUGCUGCCCCUACACCUGAUACUGGAGCUAGAGCUAGGGAUGUAGCUAGAGCUAGGGAUGUAGCUGGAGCUAGGGAUGGAGCUGGAGCUAGGGAUGUAGCUAGAGCUAGGGAUGUAGCUAGAGCUAGGGAUGUAGCUGGAGCUAGGGAUGGAGCUGGACCCGGGGAUGGAGCUGGACCCGGGGAUGGAGCUGGACCCGAGGCCAAGGGGAACCGUUGGACUUCUGCACUAAAUCAGUUCAAACUCAAGAGGUUCUUUGUUUUGAGGCCUGGGACCCUGGACCAAUCCCUAGAAGACAUCAAGGCUCUGAUCAAUGAGGAGGACGGAGCUGUCCACGGUGUCUGGCUCAUGGCUGAGGUUGACCAUUGGAACAACGAGAAAGAACGUGUAGUUCUGAUCACAGACAACUCCCUGCUGGUCUGUAAGUACGACUUCAUCAUGCUCAACAUUGAGCAGAUACAGAAAAUCCCUCUCAACUUCAUAGACCGCAUCUCCCAUGGCAACUUCAGCUUCCCCCAGCGGUCUCUCCUCAAGAGAGAAGGGGAGGGUGUGCGUGUGUUCUGGGACCGGCGAAGGGAACCCUCGUUCUCGUCUCGGUGGAACCCGUUCGCUACAGACUACCCAUUCAGCACCUUUACCUAUCACCCUGUCAGGAACAUAGACCACAGGUUCACUGCUCUCUGUGAGAUCCAGAGUUUCCGUGAGCAGCUGAUGGAGUCAGCCCAGAAGGCCCACCUAAAGAUGCCCGUCCCUGGCAAGGCCAACGGGGUCCUGGUGCUGAACCAGCCCCUGCUCAUCGAGGCCUACGUGGGUCUCAUGUCCUAUAUCGGUAACCAGAACAAACUGGGGUACAGUCUGGCACGGGGAAACAUUGGGUUUUAAUCUAGGAUUUCGACUUUGUGCUUUUCAAUGUACAAUACUACUUCAUUACUUAACCCUAUUUUACAGUUGUGGCCGAGUUACAGAUUUGAAGUAAUAUUGUAAAAAAAAUUGUAUACAUCAGGUUUUAAAAGCUCUAGUGAGACAUUUUUAAAUAUACAUUUGUACUUGAUAUGCUUCUGAACACUUUGUUUACAUUUAUUUUGUCAGAUUUACAGAUUUGAAGUAGUAUUGUCUAUUUGUAUUUAAUAGUUCACAACAAGGAAGUGUUUUUACUCUCAUUUCAAAUGUGCUUUAGAGGUGAUUUGUUGGUUGGUUUUCUUGGCUUGUUCAACUAAAGUCUGUCUAAAAUUGAAACGUAUGUAGUUCUCUAUCAUUAGGAUUACCUACAGGACUAAGGGAUAGUCUACUGUAAUUUCAUACUCAAAUUACCAUGCCAAAUUGUUCCUGCCGUCACAGUCAAUAAAGAUUUCACAUUAC